UGCACAGAAGUUCACUUGAACCACAGCAGCCCAACCAGUGACUUCCCCAGCUAUGGUGAAAGUGGAAAUGAUACCAGUUUACUUGUUUCACCCCUUCUGGUGGCUGGAGUAGUGAUCGGACUUGUGCUAUUUCUAUCCUGUGUCACAAUCAUUGUUGGCAGUCUGCGAAAGGAUGGACGGUUAAGACACCCACAUCUGAGGAGGGAGGCUGUUUAUGCUCCAGAUGUCUUCUCUUAUGGUGGCUCUUUUGGAGAGCUGAGAUCCACCUGCAUGGAGGAGUUUCCCCCAGCAUUUGAUUUUGGUUCCUAUCUGGAUACACUUUCUCAGGUCAACAUCAUAUAUCCCGAUUCUCCUCCGUGCUACGAUGAAUGCGUGGGGCCAGGAGCAACACAAAUAUAUAUCCCCACAGAUGAUCCCCCUCCAUACUCUCUUAUGGACCCUUGUCAAAGGAAUGAACUAUCUAUAAACAUUAGCCUGGAGGAGGAAGCAGCAUCUGGGACUACGGGACAGGCUGCAAAUUAUGCAGUCAGGCUGCAGGACUUGCAGCAGCCCAUCUCAUCCAUCUCUCUGUCGUCUCUCACUCUGGAGGCUGCUCCCCUAUACGAGACAGUCGUGUGUGAACAGAAUAUCCCCAUCCCACUUGUUCCAGUGGAAGUACUGAAAAAUUCUUCCACUGACUAUCAGACUCUUCCGAAUCAAAUCAUGUGA
Molecule: messenger RNA, 708 nt
Organism: Eurypyga helias (sunbittern)
Lineage: Eukaryota; Metazoa; Chordata; Aves; Eurypygiformes; Eurypygidae
Product: protein BEAN1-like
Exons: 3
Source: RefSeq, a predicted model, not a curated record